GAAGCGGGGUUUUUAUGGUUAUGUUCUUACUUCUUACAGCCCGAAAGAUGCGGAAGAAAUGAAAUCAGGAAUUUAGGAAGAAAGAAAGAAAUCCGUUUGAGUAGCGAAUACUGAAUAACGAGUGAGUAAGAAGAAACUCAGAACCAACGAAAAGAGAAGAUCGAGAUUUAGAUUCAGAGCGGGGGAGUUCCAAGUUCCAACACAUGUAACGGAAAUAGGGAAGCUGAAGACUCCGCCAUGGAUUCUGCGACGCCAACACACACUCACAGCUCCAAAUCCCAGCCUCCGUUCGCCGUCGCCGAGAAGGUCCUCGCUAAACACAAAGGUCGAUUUUACGAAGCCAAGGUUAGGCAGGUCGAAUUCAAAGAGGGCCAGUGGCGCUGUUUUGUUCAUUAUUUGGGUUGGAAGAAAAGCUGGGAUGAAUGGCUUGCAACUGAUUGUUUGAUGAAAGACACAGAGGAGAAUAUGCAGAUAAAGCUCGCCAUUGAUGAGAAAUUUGGUCAUGACAAAAGUACAAAGAUUCACCGUGCAUCCUUCAACAAACCAAAGACUCCUAACAAUGAAAGCAGAGGCAGGAAACGAAAGAGUGAAACUCCAAUUAAGGAAAAACCAGAGGUCCCUCCUGACAAGCUUGUCAGCAUUCAGAUUCCACCAACUCUAAGGAAGCAAUUAGUUGAUGAUUGUGAAUUUAUCACCCAUCUGGGCAAGCUUGUUAAACUUCCUCGCACCCCUAAUGUGAAUGACAUAAUGAAGAAUUAUUUUGAUUACAGAUUGAAGAAAUGUGGCUCGAUAUCAGAUUCAGUUGAAGAAAUUUUGAAAGGAUUGUGUUGUUACUUUGAUAAAGCACUGCCGGUGAAGCUUUUGUACAAGAAUGAGCGUCAACAGUACCAAGAAGCAUGUCCUGAUAAUACCACUCCUUCCACUGUAUAUGGUGCUGAGCAUUUGUUACGUCUAUUUGUUAAGUUGCCUGAGCUGUUGUCCCAUGCUAGCAUUGAAGAGGAGUCGAUGACAGAACUCCAAGCCCAAUUAGUUGACAUUCUAAGGUUCUUGCAAAGAAAUCAGAGUACAUAUUUCCUUUCUACUUAUCAUGUCCCUGAUGAUAUUGAGAACAGCACCAACAAACAAGGUGACUAGGGUUAGGGAGGGGAGGGGACUACGUAGGAUUUAUUGUGCAGAAUACAGCAGAAAUGCUGCCCUAAUACGUGGCUGAUCAAAAUUAUAGUGUUGUUAUAUUAUAUUCACUGCUGCUCUGUCUUGUAAAACCCAAAGUUUCAGGGUAAAAGAAAGAGUAACAUAUACUGAAGGAAUAUGCAUAUGCUGCUGAGUGCUGACCCUCAUUUGUAGAUUCAGUGAUUCUGAAAUUUGUAUUAGUUUAGGUACAAUUAUCUUUAGUAUUCUCUUGUAUUCCAUUCUUUUACGGUCAAUUUUUCACAACGCUUUAGAUUUUAAAUCCACAUAUUGUACUA
Arachis ipaensis is the source of this 1466-nucleotide messenger RNA. Its product is annotated as MRG family protein. The record is from RefSeq and is a predicted model, not a curated record. NCBI's taxonomy places the organism in Eukaryota, Viridiplantae, Streptophyta, Magnoliopsida, Fabales, Fabaceae. Gene Ontology annotation, biological process: regulation of DNA-templated transcription; chromatin organization. Gene Ontology annotation, cellular component: nucleus; histone acetyltransferase complex.